CUGUAAACGAAAAGUUGACUUUUCGCAAAUCAAACAAAUUAUUUUGAUCGAUCCGAAGAAGUUGUUAUAGAACGUGAUGCAUAUGAUAAAAAAGGACACAAUUGUUUCAUAAUUUUUUUUGUACCAAUCUUAUCAAAUUAUCAUUGUUGACUUUACCGGUAUCAACUCAAUAAGAAUGCGCCGGUAUUAUGCCGGCACUGCACCAGGAUGAUAGAAAAAUGUGCGUUAAUAGUUCAUGGCCGGCUUAAUGCCGGUCGUUAGUUUCUAUUUAAGUAAUAUUAUAUUCAGAAGGAAUUUAUAUUCUCCAAAAAUAGUAAGCAAUAGUGAAAUUGUGGGAAAAGAAAAGUGUCUAAUUUCUUAAUUCAAAGCGAAGCCCAUUUAGUUGAAAUCUUCUAAGUGUCGAUUUGUUAUAAAAAUUUUUUAAUUCUUCUUUUCAUAUAGAUAGUACUCAAUGCUUUUUAAUUUUACAUCUUUUUUUGAUUUUAGUAUUACUCUCAAAUUCUUUUCAAUUUUUAUAACAAUUAAAAAUUUUUAAUUCUUUUCAAAUUGUGUCCUUUUUACUGGGAUUUAUCAAAUGUUAUUGGAUCCGUCGAUGAAGAGGUGGUGUGCAAGACAAGUGAAAGAUUCCAAAUCACAAUGAAAUUAUAUUCGGUUUCUGACGGUCCACCUUCUUUGGCAUGUAGGCAAGCUUUAAAAGCUUUAAAUAUAGAUUAUAUACUUGUUGAUGUCAAUUACGGAAAAGGAGAACAUAUGACUGACGAAUAUGCAAAGUUAAAUCCACAGAAAGAAAUUCCCGUACUUGUGGAUGGUGAAACUGUAAUGGGAGAAAGCAAUGCUAUUUUACAAUACCUUUGUGAUAUGUAUGACAAAUCGGGAUCUCUCUAUCCUAAAGAUCCAAAAGCGCGAGCAGUGGUAAAUCAUCGCCUUUGUUUCAAUUUGGCUAUGUACUAUCGCAAUAUUUCAGAAUAUGUUAUGGCACCUAUAUUUUUUGAUUAUGAACGAACAUCGUUAGGAUUGAAAAAAGUUAAUAUGUCUUUAGACGUUUUUGAAACCUAUAUGAAAACUUUGAAGUCAACUUAUUCUGCAGGAGAUAACUUGACAAUUGCUGAUUUUCCUUUGAUUACGGCCACAAUGUGUUUGGAAGCAAUAGAUUUUAAACUAACGCCUUGGCCUUUAGUUGAAAAAUGGUAUGAAAAUUUCAAAAUAAAACAUCCUGAUUUAUGGGAAAUAGCUGCCGAUGGAUUACGUGAAAUUGCUGCGUUUGAAAAAAAUCCACCUGAUCUUUCACAUAUGGAUCAUCCUAUUCAUCCUGUAAGAAAAAUAAAUAAAUAGACUUUUAAAAUUACAAAUAAAACAUCAUUAUCAUCAUAAGUCUAUUCUAAUGAAGAGUUUACUUUUUACAAUUUGUAUUUUUUGAAUGUAUUAAUAUCAAUAAAUCAAUAUUUCUGGCUC
Messenger RNA from Leptopilina boulardi, 1452 nucleotides. RefSeq names its product glutathione S-transferase 1-like (gene gfzf). The coding region runs from base 637 to 1332 and encodes 231 amino acids. Gene Ontology annotation, biological process: glutathione metabolic process. NCBI's taxonomy places the organism in Eukaryota, Metazoa, Arthropoda, Insecta, Hymenoptera, Figitidae. The record is from RefSeq and is a predicted model, not a curated record. Gene Ontology annotation, molecular function: glutathione transferase activity. The transcript is spliced from 7 exons.